Molecule: messenger RNA, 530 nt
Organism: Cuculus canorus (common cuckoo)
Lineage: Eukaryota; Metazoa; Chordata; Aves; Cuculiformes; Cuculidae
Gene: RPL27
Product: ribosomal protein L27
Exons: 5
Coding region: 81-491 (136 amino acids)
Biological process (GO): translation
Cellular component (GO): cytosolic large ribosomal subunit; ribosome
Molecular function (GO): structural constituent of ribosome
Source: RefSeq, a predicted model, not a curated record
CGCCUGGCGCUGACGUGACGUCAUCGGCGCGACAGCCGCGUCCUCUUCCGGUGUGGGCGCCAUCGUCGCAGGAGCUCGGGAUGGGGAAGUUCAUGAAGCCGGGGAAGGUGGUGCUGGUGCUCGCCGGGCGCUACUCGGGCCGCAAGGCCGUCAUCGUGAAGAACAUCGAUGAUGGCACCUCAGACAGGCCCUACAGCCACGCCCUGGUGGCGGGUAUCGACCGGUACCCACGCAAGGUGACUGCUGCCAUGGGCAAGAAGAAGAUCGCCAAGAGGUCCAAGAUCAAGUCCUUUGUCAAGGUUUAUAACUACAACCACCUGAUGCCUACCCGGUAUUCCGUUGACAUUCCUCUGGACAAGACCGUGGUCAAUAAGGAUGUGUUCAGGGACCCCGCACUGAAACGCAAAGCGAGGCGUGAGGCCAAGGUGAAAUUUGAGGAAAGGUACAAGACGGGCAAGAACAAGUGGUUCUUCCAGAAGCUGCGGUUCUGAAGGUCCAGGGGGGGCUCCAAUAAACGCUCUUUAAAAACC